AUGCUCUCUGCCCGGCUGUCCAGCGCCCCCAAAUCUCGGGCGCAAAUCAACCGUGCCGUGGCUGUUCAAUUGCUGCGACAAAUUGACUCUCCGCAGCAGAUCCAGCAAUAUCUCCACCAGUUCCACCCGUCCCAGGGGGACCCUCUGGCGGUCAUUGCACUUGGUCGAGAAGCGCUCCCCCCGUCCCAGUCCUCCGCCGCCCGCGUCCAACUCGAGCGACUGGCCGAGUCGUUAGCUUUUCUGCGACGGGUUGGACUGUUUCCCAUUGUGGUCCAUGGCGAGCUUGAUUACGAUCUGGAGCUGACAUCCAGAUCGCCGGCCGAAGUUAACGUCUUCGGCCCACCGCCGGCCGAUCAGUCGAACAAGCUGCGUCGGAUUCGCACCGCCAACUACCAAGUCAGCGCGCUGCUCGAGCGCCAGGAUGUAGAGACACGACCCAUCCCAGGGGGGGUCUUUACCGCUGUCUCCGAUCCGGAGAACCAACCCUCCAGCGCGCAGGGGCUCGUCACCGCGAUCGCGCCCGAGGCGAUCGAGUCCGCCGUCCGAGCUGGCUCAAUCCCCAUCGUGGCAGCGCUGGGCACCUCGUCCGCUCAUUCUCGCACCUAUGCCCUUGAUCCCUACCAUGCUGCCGUCCAUCUGGCACGGAUCCUGCAGCCGUUGCGCACGAUUUUCCUGCGUCCCGAAGCCCAGCCCCCAACUACCUCCUCCACCACCACAUUACAAGCACUGGCGCAAGAGCUGGGGCCCGACACCAGCAUCCUACUUGGGACUGCCAACUCCCUCAGCAGCUCCAUCUUCCCCGAUACCACCCCGUGGACAGUCCUCCGCAGCCCCCGGACCAUCCAGGUGGUGACCUCGCGGGCGGACUUCCCUUCCCAACGGGCCCUACGCGCCGCACUCCAGCGCCACCUCCACCCCGGCAGCGGGAUCGAGGUCAGCAUCGACGCGCUCCUGAACCAACUUGACACCCGACAGUUCGUCGCCUACUUCGACCAGUCGCCCAGCGAAGAGUCCACUGCGGAGGAGGCAGCCAUUCGAAAUCUCGCGAUCGUCUUCCCGCACGCCUCGUUCCCGUGGCCUCACACGAGCGACGAGAUCACGCCGGAGGAGAGCAUCUCCGAGCUGGCGCUCUUCGGCGUCGGCCCGUCCGACUGGCUCAAUGGGGUGGCGGAACAGUUUUGGGAUCGGAUUCGCGCGGACCACGUCUCGCUCUGGGGCUCCCUGGCGGAGGCCAAUCCCCGUUUGGCCUGGUGGUUGGCGCGAUCAUCGGGCUCGUUGAAACGGCAGCUGCCGGGACGCGUGCAUCUGUGGUAUGGGAUGGUGGCGUAA
This is a messenger RNA of Aspergillus aculeatus ATCC 16872, 1329 nucleotides long. RefSeq lists its product as uncharacterized. Gene Ontology annotation, biological process: L-arginine biosynthetic process. Gene Ontology annotation, molecular function: arginine binding; acetylglutamate kinase activity. The transcript has a single exon. Bases 1 to 1329 code for a protein of 442 amino acids. The record is from RefSeq and is a predicted model, not a curated record. Gene Ontology annotation, cellular component: mitochondrial matrix. Lineage: Eukaryota; Fungi; Ascomycota; Eurotiomycetes; Eurotiales; Aspergillaceae.